GUGGGCUCAUUAUGGAUGGUCAAUCCCACUCUAUACACAUUUCACUUCUCCAUUGAGAAGGUAUGCUGACAUUAUUGUACAUAGAACAUUGGCUGCAGUGGUUGAAGCUGAAGAGGUCUAUAUGGAGAAAAGGCAGAGUAGUGGUGCAUCUGAUGCAGGUGAUGGGAUUGGCAAUAGAUGUUUUACUGGUCUUUAUUAUGAUAAGGAGGCUGUAGAAUAUGAGGAAGGUAGAGAAGCAUUGUUGUCUGCAGCUGUGAGAUAUGGAGGUCCUGCAUCUGAAGUGGUAACUGAAGUUGUUGCAUAUUGUAAUGAAAGAAAAAGUGCUAGCAAGCAUGCUGAGCAAUCUGCAAGAAAAUGUUUAUCUUUGGGUUUUGCUGAAGAACAAGGAGGGUUCUAAGAGUAGGAUCAACUUUCA
Musa acuminata subsp. malaccensis (wild Malaysian banana) is the source of this 415-nucleotide messenger RNA. Lineage: Eukaryota; Viridiplantae; Streptophyta; Magnoliopsida; Zingiberales; Musaceae. The record is from RefSeq and is a predicted model, not a curated record.